AUGAAUAAUUUCAUGCGAAUGACCAAGAACCUCGGGCACAAGCCCGAGCUGCUACGCUUGAUUGCGCUUGAUGCCACUUAUGAUGAUGCAUUGGGGGGUAGACUUGUGGUGGCUCCCAUUGACAUGAACAAGCCGGGCAAGAAGAUUCUGGACUCUGGUACCGCUGAUGGCACCUGGCUUCGCGGUGUACGUAGCAAGCAAUCAGUCCAGCAUGAAUAUUAUGGUAGCGAUGUUGAAGGCGAGCUGUUCCCAGAGAAUGCAGAUGGCAUCACCUACUUCGCCCAUUCUUUCAAGAACCCAUGGCCCCAGCAGUACUUGGGCAUUUUCGACCUUGUCCACAUCCGAGGCAGCAUGGCGGGCUCCGCUCCCGAGGGACCAGCCCCUGUGAUCAAGAACCUUGUUCCUCUGCUAAAGCCCAGCGGCUGGGUUCAGCUCAUGGAAAUGAAUGGCUUCAGCCCGCCAAAGAAUGGCCCUGCCAUGACGGACUUUGCCAAGAUGGCGUCUGAGAUGUUUACCGGUAUUGGUGUCGGUGACUUUGCCAACAACAACAAGACCAUGUUGGAAGAAGCCGGCUUCAAGAACGUACAGGAGAAGCGUGUCAUAGUAAACUUGGGCAAGAAAGCGAAGCCAGAGCUUCACGAUAUCAGUAUCCAUGGGGUCACCGGACCCAUUGUGCCAUUGACUAGCGUGGCCAGAACGGUGCCAUCUUCGUUUACCGACGAGCAGCUUGAUGCGCUUCCGGCACGUGUCAAGGAAGAGCUGGAGAGCGAAGGCGGUCAAGUUGAGAUGAUUAUUGCCUUUGGCCAGAAACCUUGA
Molecule: messenger RNA, 816 nt
Organism: Penicillium canescens
Lineage: Eukaryota; Fungi; Ascomycota; Eurotiomycetes; Eurotiales; Aspergillaceae
Gene: psoC
Product: methyltransferase psoC
Exons: 2
Coding region: 1-816 (271 amino acids)
Source: RefSeq, a predicted model, not a curated record